UGGGCUGGUUAUCAAAAGAACGACAACAAAAAGUCCACAAAAAAAGAAGAUCCGCGGAUGACGAACCGGAUUACGCGGGGUUCCAUUGUAUUCAUUUAACUUUUUUUUUCAUGUCCUCUUAAAAAGCCAUUCGAGGGACCAUCCAUCCGAUUUGAGCUGCAUGGAUGCCGGGCUGGAACUUCUCAGACGAGCCCUCAUGAUGAUGGGCUGCAGAGCCAGAGAGCAGCGCGCAUGCGCGGUGCAUCCAGGGGCUCGGCGGCGUUCGGUGCUGAAGUGGGGCGGAUGGACGGAAAAACGGCGCCGAUGGACGUUCUGCGGCCAAUUCGCCAUUAACGAUGCCCUUCGAAAGAGGUCGGGACAUCGUCGCGUGGGCACCCACCACCCUGGGACACUGACAGUCCGACACAAAGCGAUGCUGUACCUUCAAGUCCGCAAACGACCCAUUCGCUGAGAUUGGAGGGCUAGGAGAUAACCAAAGGUCGUGAACUGAAGGGGCAUUUCGGUGACCGUCUCGGGUCAGGGAUGGUGAAACCACUCACUGCUGCUGUUGGUAAAAAAGGACCACCUCGCCUUGCCCUGAGCCUCCCACCAGCUACCAAGGCAGUCCAUUAACCAAUCUCAGACGCUCUGCUGAGCGGCCUCGUUAUUGUCCGGCAACCGAUUACCUCACGCCAUGACUACUCUGUCUGACCUGCUUUCAAGUACUCACUAAUUCAUGCCCCGCAGUGUGAGUGGAGUGGAGAUGAGAAAAAGGCAGGCGGCGCACAUCGAGGCCCCACCACAGGUCCCCGGACAGCCCCGACCCAACACCUGCUGUCUCUGCUGGUGCGGCUGCUGCAAGUGUCUCUGGAAUGAAGACAGGCUGGAGAGAAGCGAACGCCAGACCUGCACCAAGAUGGACAGUAUAGAAGCUGCAGAAGAACACCUUUCCCACCGCCACCGCAGACACCCCAGCCUCGACGAGGUGCUCUUGUGGUCUCGGAGCUUCGAGAUGAUGCUGCGCUCGCUGGAGGGUCGGGAGAUCUUCCGGGAGUUCUUGAGGUCAGAGUACAGCGAGGACAACCUCCUAUUCUGGUUGGCCUGUGAUGAGCUGAAGAAGGAGACGGACCCCUCGGUGGUGGACGAGAAAGCCAGGAUCAUAUACGAAGACUACGUGUCCAUACUGUCGCCGAAAGAGGUGAGUCUGGACUCGCGGGUACGCGAGGGCAUCAACCAGAGCCUGGCCGAGCCAAGCAGCCUGAUGUACGAGGAGGCGCAGCUCCAAAUCUACACGCUGAUGCACCGAGACUCCUUCCCCCGCUUUCUCAACUCCACCGUUUACAGAGACCUCCUCGCCAACAGGAGGCGCACCUGCCUCGACACCUAAAGUCUCCCGCACCCCACCUCACCCUCGAUGCCCUCCAUCGAGAUGACUACGUCAACUAUGGUGCCAGAAGUCCGGUUUGGAAAAACAAACUCUUUCUUGAUUGCAAAAAGACCGAAUGACAUCCAAGCUGGUUAUUGUUCUUAUUUAUAUUUUUCAAGCAAUUUCUAGCCAGUGACGUGAGUUUGCUGGUUGCUUUUAGGUCAAAUUUGACGAGGCCGACUUCGCCGGCCGCUGAUUGUUUUCGCGAGUCCAGAUGUCUUGAUGGUCAUGUUAGACCGUGGACUCCUCAGGACCAGGAAGUAAGAGCGAGAACGUGAGAGAGAGAGCGAGAGAAUGGACAGGCCAAUGAUUCCUGUACUGUAAUAAUGACACCUCACUUUUCAUUUCUAACCCCAUUUUUCUCCCCCAUAUCGUUCUGAGCUAAUGAGAUGAAGGCCGUCUUACGCCGACGACUGCAAUUUUUUUUUGUUUUUCUUUAUUUUAUUUUUAAAAUAAUUUUCUUUCAGAAUAGGCUUUCCAGCAAGGGAAAACAAGCAUUUAUUUUAAAUUUUUUUUGGAGAGGGGAGGCAUCCACAUUGAAGAAGCAACAACCGUCCAUGUUUCCAUCCCUCCAUUCGAGCACUUUCCUUCUUAACAUGUGAGAAGUAAGGGCUAGACUUGUGGUUGGGCAGCUACAUGUAACUCAACAAUGCCUUCACAUGUGUUUUGACAAGACGGAAAAAAAAAAAAGGCAGCGAGUGGUUCUCCUGUAGGUCCUCCAACACCGCCGUGCCCCCCUUAGAUAGCAACCACAGUCAAUCCCGACCCUCCCUCCUGCUACCCAUUCGUACCCUCCUAACCUGACAAGCACAGGUCCAAAAAAUAAAUCAUUAUAAUAACACAGCGGUAGUCGUCUUCUACAUUGAGGCACUGACGAUGGUUGGGAUAACAACCCCCCUGGCCUUUUUUCUGUGAGGUUUAGCCGGUGCCAAAUAUGAUGUCAACUGAGGAGGACAGAACUCGUUCUAGCCACUAGCCAGCAAAGUUUUUGUUAGCGACAAUGCUAACACUUCCCCUGGGGCGCUAGAGCCGCUUGCUAGAUUAGCAUGCCUAAGCGCUAUACUGUACACUCUCUCUUUGGUCUACUUUUCAAAAAAAAAAAAAAAAAAGUAAUACUAGUAAUAAUAAUAAAAAAUAUAUAUUCUGACUUUGAACGCAUGAUAAUGUGUCGCUUUAAAGAAUUUAGAGGACAAAAUGGAGGGGCGGGGUCUUGCCCAAUGUCCCGGUAACUAAUUUUUUUUCACCCCGCCCGGCCUGUUGAUAUGCAGUAGAAAGUGCAUGACUGAAGUAUUAUGCUCUCCUCCUUUUUUUUUUUUUCCUUGCCGAAUUAAAAUCAAUUGUAUUGAUGUCCAGAUAGAUGACGAUAUAUCUAUCAGGUCCUAAAGUGUUCGCGAAAGCUGUGACACUAGUCGUUGAGGACUCGUGGGAGGAGUCGACGUUGCCGUUUGUGUAUCGAACUACCAGACGUUGGGCGUGCCAAGUUUUGGUGGAGAGCCGUUUUAAGAGCAAGCUAGUAAAAAAAAAAAAAAUUUGAAAAUUGGGUAUACAGUACUAUAGUUAACCUCGUUAGCCUUUGUGUCUCUUACCUUGCUCGGCUGGAUUUUAAAUUGCUGAAAUGACUCCAAAUUAGAGAUGGGCACGAAAUUUCCGUGAUCCACUUUCAAGCUGAGUAACUUUUUUUUAAAUAUUAGUCACGGGAUAGGAGAAUCGCUCUUUGGAAAAUUGCUUUGAGCGAAUUGAGUUUCCUCGUCGGAGGUUCCGCUGUAUAUUCAAGCGUCGUCGGCGAAUGUUGUCAAUCGACAUAUUGUUUUUUGAGAGGAAAAAUAAAGUUUUUUGUUUUGAAUCUAGGUUCAGUGAAGACAAAGGUCUGGCCUAUACGAGUUUAUCUAAAGAAUUAGAACAUAUUAUUUAUCAUAUUAACAUAUUAUUGAAUCACUAUAUAUAUAUAUAUAUAUAUAUAAAAUUUUUUUUGGGGGGGGGGGAACAAGUUUUUUGACGAGUUAACGCGAGAAUGUUUCACCACUAAAUAAAUAAUAGUCACGGUGCAAUGAAAAUCAAGUUUACAUUUCUGAAGAGACGGCGAGUUUAUGCGCUUGGUGGCGCCAUGUUCAAAACAUUUGGGAGACGAGCAGGAAGGUUCUAUGCUUUGGAGAGAUGUACUGGGAGCACUGCGCGUCCGGCGUUUUCCCGCCCGGUGUCCUUUUUUGCCUAACCACGCCCCCCCACCCUCACCCCUACCCCCAAACUUUAAUUUAUUGUGACUCUUACACGCUUGUUUUGUUGGAUUUUACAAGCAAUGAACGUGUGAAGUCAUUUCCACUUUUCCCCCCCCCCCCCCCAUUUUAAGAGCUAAAGUGUCCUGACAGGAAGGAGGGGGGGCGGGGGGGGAGUGCGAAGCUUUGGCCUUAUUGACACAUUUAUUAUGAUCAUCAUUCUUAUUCUUUUUCUUCUUAUUAUUAUUGUCAUCUCCUUGGAUGAAAACAAACAACAACCCUGUAGGCUUUUUCACUACCUCUCAUGUGGUUAACUUAUUUCACAUCUAGUUGUCAGGGUUUUUUUUUGUUGUUGUUGUCAUUUUUGGUUGUUUUUUUUUUUUUUUGUAGAUCUACUUGAAGCCUAACACUGUAAACUAUCAAAUGUGCACAGACAAAAAUGUAUCAGAGCGGCAGCGUGUGGGGGCAGGCGUGUAUUCAAGAGAGUUUAGCCUCGACAUUUUGUUGUUGUUGAUUUUGCUUUUUUUUUUUCUCUUUGUUUUGAUUUUGAACUCUAUUUUUUUUUUUUUGCAUCUAUAUAAUAAUUCAGGAAACCACUGUCUAAGGGCUAAUCCCAUUUUUGCCUAUGCAAAUGUGUUGCUGGGAAAAGGGCGAGGUUCCGCCCGCACCCGUUUUAAAAGAUGGACCACGGUUUACAUUGCCCUUUGCUGAAGUCCUUUUCAAUCUCACUCAGCAAAAAAAAUGUUUGCUUAUUCAAGUAAUACACAGAGAAAAUAGUAUAUGCCUUCGUGACGAUACAGAAACAAAUAAAUGUUGUCUGAUAUGAUGCGGCAGCGUGCUGGCGGUCUCGCGAAGAACAGUGGCUGGCCUUAUGUACGAUUUACGAACGGAGGUUUGCUUUUUUUUUGAUGUUUUUUUUAAAUGGUUUUUUUUUGUCAAAACAAAACAGCAAAUUUGGAGUCAUUGUCACGAGCCCGUCUCUGUCCAGUCGUUUUUACAUCCAGGUUUGAAGGGCUGAAACGUGUUCACAACAGUCUGGUGACAUUCAACUUCCUGUGAAUUUUUGAUUUUUUUUGGGUUUUUUUUUUUUUUUGUCUGUGAAAAGAUGCGUUUUCUUUUUCACCUAAAACAAGAGCAUGUCAUCUUCGAUAUCCGACCCUCAAACGUCUCGUUUUUGUAGCCGCGUCCUCGCCAACGAUCACUGUGUUGAUGCAGUUGUAAGCGCGUCCAUCGGAAGUGGGCUUACCGGUACUUUUAUUUAAAAAAUUUUUCUCAUUUUUACUCAAAUCCCCAAAAUGGGGGUCACUGACGAAAAUCGUUCACAAAGCUAGUUUGAGCCACUUUUUAAAAAUAUUUGCGAUGAGGUACGAUUUGGGGCUUUAUUGCGAUCUCUCUGUCAAUUUGCGCGAAAUCCGAUUCCUCGACAUCGGUAUACAGCGCCUCAUUUUUGUUUUUCCCCAAGUCAUCCUCCGAUUCCGUCACUUUUAUUUCUCGUGCUGUGGCUUCCUCUCUCGGUGACGGGCGAUACCACCAUUCGCGGGAAAAGCGUUACAGUUUUGACGUCCUCGCUUGGCUGGUGUGCGACAAACGGAUUUUAGGCGAUCACUUUUCUCUUUAUUGAUUUCGAUGCCUAAGCCUCAAGGUAAAGAGAUGAUGGGAAAAAAAAAGCGCAGGCGGAAAUUUAAAACAUUUAGCCGAUGGGGAAAGAUGAUUUUUUUUUUCUAUUGAGCAUGCUUUUUGCUAAAUAAAUGAAAUAAUUCAGUUAUUUGCUACAAACGAUACUGUAUGAGUAUGUAUUCAAGUACUGCAGUAUGCAGACAAUUAAAAAAAAAAAACUCUUUUGAGGGGUUUGUAUUUUUCUCACCGGAGCAUACCCGAUUCUUGAGUGUUACGUGAAAACAAUGAGCCUCUUUGUACGAAAGUCGGGUGGUCGAUCCGCUCGUAUGAGUUUGUCGUCUGGUUGCGAGAGGAAGGCAACAAUUUUAAAAUUCUUGAGCGGCGUAGGACCGACAAUAUCAUCGGAACGACAAACCCACUUUCGGAUAACAUUUUCACCUAAAACUUCUUUGAACAAACGGGACAACAAUGUCGGACCAACAGCCUCUUAAUCGAUGACGGACGACAGAAAACGACUUGACGACAUCCGACCCACACCGACUUCCGUUGACGGCAACAUCUUUAAAAAAAAAAAAAUGUCUUGACCCAGAAAAAUCUUUCUGGUGACCGUUAUAAGGAAAUUGGACAAAUACUGACAAUAAAGUCCGACCAACAGGAUCAGUGUCCGACCAAUAACGAUGGCGGACUGACGACGACUUCUUUGACAAUGCCGGACAAAAAAAAAAAAAAAAAUUCCUUCCGAUUGACUUAUUUUUCACGAUUUAGGAUACAAAACCAUUUCCUGUCGUUAGCUUCUUUUACAACAGACAUCGGCAAUGUCGGACAAAUAACGACAGCGGACGACGACAACAACCCCUUUCAAUGGAAAACCAUUUCCUGAAAGACAUCUUGAAGAACAGCAACCGGUUUGCUGACUUCGUAGAACUUUUGCCGACGACUUCUUCAACAAUUUUGGACCCAAAAUAAUUCCCGACUUCUUUCGCGGUGAACGGAUGACAACUUGGAUUUGGUACAGAAAACAAUUUGAACUGGAACGACGUUGGACUGACAUCGACUCCUUACCGUUGACGCCGAUUUCUGGUCAAAUUCCUUAACAAUGAAAUUCUGGCAGUCAGACAAACGGCAACAAAAUAACUUUUCGAAUCAAUUCACCACGACGGCAAUAAUGACUUUUUUCACAAUGUCGGUCAGAAAACAAAGUUCUAUAAGGAAUCCGAGCGAUCCGGAGCACUUGGUGUCCAAAGUGCCGUGAUAUGCGGGAAGCCCUUAAGUGUAGCAUCCGACGACGCGUCCCCAGCCGUCACAUAUCGCUGCGUAAAUGCGUACCUCAAGAAAACGUUGGCAAAAGGUGUACAUUGUGACCGACUUUUUGAUCAUUAAUGGUGUUGCUUUCGGCAAGUCUUUGCAUGACGGUUCAAAUCGGAUGUAACAAAACUGUACUUUUGCAUCUCCGUGUCCAUUUCACAAUGUAUUGUUUUUGUUUUUUUUAAAUUAUUGGUAAAUUCCAACACAUUUUUAAAAAGUGAAAACUUAUGUGCCAAACAUUUGUCAUUGCCAUGCGGUUGGACUAUAAGCACGGUCAAGUGUUUGUUUCAUUUCAAAAGUGUUUGUCUUCGUAAAACUAUAUCGAGUAAUACCCAAGGCGGAAGAAGUUUUUUGUAAAAAGGCGACGAUGACGUCCAAUGGUCGGGUGAUUGCGGACAAAUAAGAGCUAUUAUGUCACAACUGAAAUUGUAACUUUUGUCGCCCGCAAAAAAAAAAAAAAAAAAAAAAGAGAAUGUUCACCAUUAGUCUUCUGCGAUUGUUCAUUUCUCUGAAAAGGUGCGAAAGACCUCUCGUUGAGUCUCGCCUGCUGUGUUGAAAGCUGUGGUUCGUUGGGAUCGGCGGCACUUGGUCUUGUCUUUGUUUACACGAAAAAAAAAAACCCACACCAUCUUUGCGUUACGACAAAAGGCCAAUCUUUUGUGACUGCCCUUGAAUAUCUUGUCAUUUUGCAUAGUGCUGCUAGAAAGUGUAAUAACUUACAAUAAAUACUUAGUAGAUUUUUUUUU
Molecule: messenger RNA, 7286 nt
Organism: Hippocampus zosterae (dwarf seahorse)
Lineage: Eukaryota; Metazoa; Chordata; Actinopteri; Syngnathiformes; Syngnathidae
Gene: rgs17
Product: regulator of G protein signaling 17
Exons: 6
Coding region: 716-1366 (216 amino acids)
Source: RefSeq, a predicted model, not a curated record